AUGGCAAACCAAAACUCCAACCAAAACCAGAACCAAUACCAAUAUCGGAGUAACUUUAAUCCCACUCAAAACGCCCAACCUCUACCUCAAGAUCAACCGGGUGGUAACGACAACUCUAUACCAUCCACACCACCUUUCAGAAACCAAAAUCCCAACAACAACCAACGAACACCCCAACAACAAAACCGUAACAGACAAACUUCUUUACCCGUCAACCUCGAUGAUGGAUAUGUCAAUUCAGAUCGUAGAGAAAAUUCCGAUGAUGGGGGUUAUUAUGAUGAUCGGGUGGACGAUAAUGAAGAUUGGGGGUACAUCAAUCGGGGUAAUGACUACCGUGCGAGAGGGUAUGAAGAUGAAGAGUUUGGCUAUCAAAAUGCCAACUACGUUGGGGAUGAUGAUUAUGGUCGUGGGAAUAGAAGGAAUGACGGUUACGAAAAUAACCGCCAACAACGAAACAACUACCAACGGAACCGGAAUGAUGGGUUUUACAACAACAAUAAUGCUAACCCUAACCAGAUUCCUCGUUUUGUGGGAGGUGGUCAUCAAGGGGCUAACCGAGGUGGAAAUCGGAGAGAUGAUAGAAGAGAUGUUGGACGGGAUGAGAGACGAAAUGAACGGAGGAAUGAGAGACGAGAUGAUAGAAGGGAUAACCGAAGAAUGGAGGAUCAAGAAGUUAACGGUCCUCAUCGUCGUCAACAACCUCCACGGGGAGUGAAUGAUCGUUUCAGGCCGAUUGUUACCGAAAACGAUUCACCCAUCGUUUCCUUCACGAGAUUCAAAGAAAUGAUGCGGAGAUGCCCACAUCAUCAAAUUGAGAAGCGGGAAUUGGUAAAGUGUUUUGUUCGAGGUCUAGAUGACAACACAUGGAACCGACUUGAAUCAACAAGUAAUGGGACCCUUCUAAGCAACCAUGAAGAUGAUGAUUGGGAAUUCUUGGAACGGAUGAGUAAACGUUCGAAAGAGAAAGAAUCAGCCGAUCGAGCUAAGAAGCAUCCCAUUUCCCGGUCACUUCCCGAUCUUGACUCUAAAGAUCAGAUUUCCACCUUAGAGCGGGAAAUGGCUCGAAUGAAGAAAAAGGAAGUAAAUGCGGUUCAAUUCGAGGUAUGUGAAGAUUGUGGUGAUAUUGGACAUAGAGCGGAACAAUGUCCAACGGGGCCGAGUGACUACACGGAGGAAGUCAACCAAGUAAAUCACCCUAACUUCCGAUAUGGUAAUGCUUCAAAUCAAAUGAACCCGAAUUUUCAAUCGGGUAACCAAGGAGGUCAAAGCGGGUUAUCAUAUCAAAACCGUCAAGUUGGUAACCAAGGAGGUUAUCAACGAAAUUACAACCAAGGGUACCAAGGUAGGGACAAUAAUUACCAAGGUGGGUACCAAAGGAAUUACAACAAUCAAGGCGGUAAUGGAAGCGUGUCGAACAAUCAAACCAGUGGCGAUGACUUGAGUGCCAAAAUGGAUGCUUUGCUGAAUAUGCAAAAAGAAUCUCAAAACAAUAUAAAAGAAUCUCACAAUGAUAUUAAGGAGAUAAAGAAGACAAACGAGAUUCGGGAUAAAGCACAUGAGGCAUUGGCAAAGCAAGUGGGCCAACUCGCGGAGGAAAUGGCUCAAAUCAGGGGAAGCAUGGGGAAGCUUCCGAGUGACACCACAGUGAACCCUAAACAUCAAGGGUCGAGCUCAAAGAAUACACGUGAGGUACAUUUAAAUGAAAUUUCUUUACGUAGUGGUCGGAUCAUUAAUAGUGGUGUUGAGCCACCAUCACCCAAGUUUGUUGAAGGGGUGGUGGAGGAUGCAAGUGACGAUGAAGAUUAUGUAUCUUUGGACCGAACCAAGCAACCAACGGUGAUCCUUGGUCGACCACUUUUGGCAACAUCGAAUGCCCAAAUUAAUUGCAAAUCGGGCACGGUCGACAUGACUUUUGGUGGCGUCGGCGACGCCGCCUAG
Molecule: messenger RNA, 1938 nt
Organism: Helianthus annuus (common sunflower)
Lineage: Eukaryota; Viridiplantae; Streptophyta; Magnoliopsida; Asterales; Asteraceae
Product: GATA zinc finger domain-containing protein 14-like
Exons: 5
Coding region: 1-1938 (645 amino acids)
Molecular function (GO): zinc ion binding; nucleic acid binding
Source: RefSeq, a predicted model, not a curated record